Messenger RNA from Stylophora pistillata, 763 nucleotides. RefSeq lists its product as uncharacterized. The record is from RefSeq and is a predicted model, not a curated record. NCBI's taxonomy places the organism in Eukaryota, Metazoa, Cnidaria, Anthozoa, Scleractinia, Pocilloporidae.
UAAAAGCUAAGUGGCUUAGCAGACUAUAAAAGAGCCACGAAAAGAUUCAACGGCGCGUCAGAAAUCUGCUAAAGAUUGACACGAAGAAGAGUGCAGAGAAAACCCAAGACAGCAAAAUGGCUUUUAAGACACUAUGUUUCAUCUUGAUUGUGCUUGCCUUGACAUGCCCGGAUGAGAUCUCUGGAGCGUUUUUUAGAAGGGCAAAUGGACCUCCCGUAUGUUUUAGUGCGAGUGGUGCAAAACCGGGAAAGUUUAGAGCCCCGCGGAGUGGUGGAAUGGCAGGGGUGAAGCUGGUCCACGUGUACGGCUACGUGUCUUGUCACAGACAUGCUGCAACAAAUUGGUCACCCUGGGGCUGUGGCCUUGGAGCGCACCAGGAGAUCAACACUGUCAUAACCAAUGCAAAAAAUCAACAUCUUUUGCCCCCUAGCCAGUUCCUGAGCACCCACCACGCGCCAGGAAAAUGGCACAGAAUUCCAGGUUACACCUCCAUGAGCCCCGUCCUUGAGCUGAAGGCGUUUGGCAAACCUAUUUCUGUGAGUUCUGGCCAGGAGCUACGCCUGUGGUAUGGUGAAGAUCUGGUGAAUUAUACCGAGGGAGACAACGGAGGAACAGCCUGUGCUGACGUUUACAUCCUGUACGUCUAAGAUGGCAAACUGUCCUCGCAAAGGCUUCUGGAAGAUUCCAGUUUUAGAAUAUUUGCUUAGAAGAAAAACCUGUAGUAGGGUUAACAAGAAAUAAACUAAGGGUUCUAAUGGGAAAA